AUGUAUCGCGAGACCAAAGAAUUUCUUUCAAAAGCGCCGCGGAACUUCGAGGUCGAUAUCGCAGUUAUUGAUGACCACUGGCUGUGGCCGACACGGCGCGUUGUUCCCGCGCGCGAGCUCGAAGGAACCAUGGAGAGAUUAGACAUCAACAUAAUCCCGUGCUGUACCACAAAUGAACGUCAUCUGCAGACGGACUGGGCUUACGAAAGCUGGGCUGUAGUCGACAUCUCCACUUUCUACCUGAUACUCGCCGGAGGACUGAUGUUCCCGCUGGCUCGCUUCUUACUCGUCGAUGAUGAUAUGAAACGCCAUGGAUCACAAGUUUUCCGGGGUUUGGAAACAUGGGUCGACCCAUUGUUGAACGAACACCUAGAUAUUGGCCGGAACAAACCUGUUACUCGGAUUGAUACUGUGACUAUCAACAUUGAUACGUGGAGGUAUGGAAACGGCAGCAAAGAGAUCGGUCUUGCAGAAGUACCUUUCCGCAAGAUUGAAGGUCUGGCACAUCUGGAUUUCAAGGAGCUGUACCCAGUGGACUUCGCCAAGUCAGAAACCUACCUUCGCGAAAUGAUCAGAUACAUCGAUGAGCGGCUUCAUGCUAUUCCGCAAGGCGACAUUACGUGGAACUCACAGUCCCUCCUGAACUCAAACACCAGCAAUGCCUAG
Messenger RNA from Alternaria metachromatica, 666 nucleotides. RefSeq lists its product as uncharacterized. The transcript has 2 exons. The coding region runs from base 1 to 666 and encodes 221 amino acids. NCBI's taxonomy places the organism in Eukaryota, Fungi, Ascomycota, Dothideomycetes, Pleosporales, Pleosporaceae. The record is from RefSeq and is a predicted model, not a curated record.